Molecule: messenger RNA, 1035 nt
Organism: Geodia barretti
Lineage: Eukaryota; Metazoa; Porifera; Demospongiae; Tetractinellida; Geodiidae
Source: the annotation of a GenBank genome assembly
CCCCAUUAUGCACAUACCGUGGACCCCAGGGUGGAUGCGGACCUGAAGUCGGUGGUGUACCCAGUAGGAAUAGCCUACGGAGGAGAGGAGGAGUGGGAGUUUGUCUGGGACCAGUACCUCUCCUCCUCUGAUCCCUAUGAGAAGAGGCUCUUCCUCAGUGCCCUCGGCAAGUCCCGCAUUCCAUGGCUACUCAGUCGCUACCUGGAGUAUUCCAUAGACCCCAGUAAAGUCCGCACACAAGACACCACAACUGUCAUUGCCUACGUGUCAGCCAACGUCUACGGUCGAUACCUAACAUGGAACUUUGUCAGGAACAACUCGAGCCUGUUCUUGGAGCGGCAUGGUGGAGGUUCAUUUAGCUUCUCUCGGCUGAUAAAGUACGUGACUGGGAGUUUCACAACAGAGCUGGAGCUGAAAGAAGUGGAGAGGUUCUUUAGUGAGCAGGGGACCAAGGGAGUGGGGCUCGGGCUGUCAGACAGGCCCUGGAGUGCUGGUCUACUGGACACGCAAGUGGCUCUGAACCUGUCUCAGUACAUCAGAGAUGAGACUGAGUACGUUCCCUGUCUCACUGGCCUCUCCCAGCUGACCUCUCUGGGAAAUAGACUCAGUCUCACUCCUGUCUAUGGAUUAUUCCAGGAGUUUGUGAGAAAUCUGACGUCAGAUUUUGCUAAGAUAUGCACCUUCAACAGAACCACCUCACCCACAUACAGAUGUGAGGACUCAACUUUUUUCAUGAGGACUUUAGUACUGAACACGGCCUGGGCCAAUGGUAAUGAUGAUGUCAUCGACACUGCCACUCAACUCUUCCAGAACUGGAUGAGAUUCAACCAAACGUGAGUGAUGCACAUCUGAUGAUUGCUAAUGUGUAUGUGUGUAUUUUGGGAUCAGAGAUGGGGUAACGUAUAGAACCAAUAUCUACUGGCAAAUCAGAGCGUCGAUAGAGAUGGGGUAACAUCUGGACCAAUAUCUGCUGAGAGUGUCAGUAGACCCUCUAUAUAGGGACGACACAGAUCAAAUCUCAUGUGAUACGUGCUC